GAGAGGGGGUAAGAGAGUGAGAGAGUGUGUAAGAGAGAGAGUGUAAGAGAGAGAGAGAGCUUGGACAUUGCUCUGAGGAUUCUGUACUUCUGACGGAGAGCCCGGCAUGACUGGCGGGCUGGACAGGGACAGGUGCACUGCAGCAACAGCCCAACUACUGGAGCUUUAAGAGUCGCAGCCCGCGGCAUUCCCAGUCCACCCAGUCUGGGUUGGCCGACCAGGCCGCCAAGCUCUCCUUCGCCUCGGCCGAGUCCCUCGAGACCAUGUCUGAGGCGGACAUGCCCAUGGGCUUCAACCGCAUGAACCGAUUCCGCCAGAGCCUGCCCCUGUCUCGCUCCGCCAGCCAGAGCAAGCUCCGCUCACCAGGCGUGCUCUUCCUGCAGUACGGCGACGAGACCCGCCGCGUGCACAUCACCCACGAGCUGAGCAGCCUGGACACGCUGCACGCGCUCAUCGUGCACAUGUUCCCCCAGAAGCUCACCGCCGGCAUGCUCAAGUCCCCCAACACGGCCAUCCUCAUCAAGGACGAGGCCCGCAACGUCUUCUACGAGCUGGAGGACAUCCGGGACAUCCAGGACCGCAGCGUCAUCAAGAUCUACCGCAAGGAGCCCAUCUACGCCUCCUACCCGGCCGCCGCCCACCUGGCCAACGGGGACCUGAGGAGGGAGAUGGUGUACUCGUCUCGGGACUCCUCCCCCACGCGCCGCCUCAACACCCUCCCCUCCUCCUCCUCCUCCUCCACCCCAAACUCCCCGUCCCGCUCGCGCCUCUCCUACAGCGGGGGGCGCCCGCCCUCCUUCGCCGGCCCGGGGUCCCACCCGCACGCGCAGCAGCAGCAGCAGCAGCACCACCAGCAGCAGCAGCAGCAGCAGCAGCAGCAGCAGCAGCACCACCACCAGUCCCAGCACGGCCACCACCAGCCGCCCAACACGGGCCUCACGCCGUCGCCCAGCGCCAUCCUGGAGCGCCGCGACGUCAAGCCCGACGAGGAGGUGUCGGGCAAGAACAUGAUGCUGAUGAAGAGCGAGGGCCUCUACGCCGACCCCUACAGCCUGGUGCACGAGGGGCGCCUCAGCAUCGCCUCCACCCAGUCGCUGGCCGCCAUCGGGGACCCCUUCAGCUUCCCCGUGACCAGCGGGCUGUACCGCCGCGGCUCGGUGCGCUCCCUCAGCACCUACUCGGCCGCCGCGCUCCAGGGAGACCUGGAGGACUCCCUCUACAAGCCCGGCAGCGGCGGCGGCGGUGGCGGGGGGCCGCUGUACUCGGACGGGUAUUCCUCCGCCACGCUGGGCAUGAGCUUCCGCAUGCCCCCGUCCUCCCCGCAGAAGAUCCCCGAGAUGCAGCUGCGGGGGGACCGGGAUUCGUACUCGAGCUCCCCCAGCCGGGCCUCCCCGGUCAGGCAGGCCUUCCGCAAAGACUCGGCCUCCUCCUCGGUGUUCGUGGAGAGCCCCAAGUCCCGGCCCGGCUCGGGGUCCGACCCCCUGUGUCUGACGGCCGGGCCCGGCGAGGGCGGCCGGUCCACCCCCGGGUUCGGGAACUCCAUGUCUGGCCCGGACUCGGACUCUAACAGUAGGGAUCAGCGCCUGGAGCGCAUGGAGGCCAUGGAGAAGCAGAUAGCCAGCCUGACCGGCCUGGUGCAGAGUGUACUGACACGGGCUCCAGACAGUGACAGCACAUGCGGCCUGCUGCGUCUCUGCAUGAUGGCGGGCUGCCCUCCGGACCAAGGUGCCGAGUUCUCACGGCCCUUACCUUUUUCUUCCAGCGACAAGACAGAGACUAACAGCGAUGGCUCCGCAACCGGAACUGGACGACUGAAGCGGAAAGCUCACACACCGUCGGGCCCCCUGGCUCUGAUGCCGCCGCCCCCCUUCAGCAACGGCAGCCGCGUGCAGAUGCAGCUCCACCUACAGGACCUGCAGCACAACGCCACCGACCUGCGGAAGCAGCUCUCGCAGCUGCGCAAGAUGCAGCUCCAGAACCAGGACUCGGUGAAGACUCUGCUGAAGCGGACCGAGACGGAGCUGAGCGUGCGCGUCGCCGACGCUCUGAGGAAGCAGGAGGACCCACUGCAGAGACAGCGCCUCCUGGUGGAGGAGGAGAGACUCAAGUACCUCAACGAAGAGGAGCUCAUCAUCCAGCAGCUGCACGACCUGGAGAAGUCUGUGGAGGAGCUCCAGAAGGAGGCGUCAGUCAGCCACAAGCUGGCUCCUGUACAGGAUCUGGAGGAGAAGGCUGCCCUGAUCAGGAAGCUGGGGGAGACGCUCACAGAACUCAAGAACCAGUUCCCAGGCCUGCAGAGCAAGAUGCGGGUGGUGCUGCGGGUGGAGGUGGAGGCGGUGAAGUUCCUGAAGGAGGAGCCCCACAGGCUGGACGCGCUGCUGAAACGCUGCAAGACCAUGACCGACACCCUGGCCAACAUGCGCAAGCAGGCCGGCGACGGCGUGUGGAAGAAGCAGGAGGACUUCUCCAGCCCCUCUGCCAAGCGUGGCGGCGAGGACUUCCGCAAGGGCCACGCCGACUUCGACCUCCCCACCAGCCCCCCGCUGAGCCUCAGCGACAUGGGGGGCGGCGGCGGGGGCGGCGGGGGCGGGCUGAACAGCCUGGCCAACUGGAGCCUGCACACCAGCCACAGCCACGGCUACGGGGUGCCGCCGGGGGCCUCCCACAGGGAGAGCCACCACCCCCCCGUGCCCCACAAGGGCCGGGCCCUGGAGGAGCUGGAGCGCCGAUCGUCCAGCGAAAAGGCCUCCUCGGUGGAGGUCCGCCUGGCGGCUGAGCGGGACUGGGAGGAGAAGCGGGCCAGCCUGACCCAGUACAGCGCCCAGGACAUCAACCGCCUGCUGGAGGAGACCCAGGCCGAGCUCAUGAAGGCCAUCCCCGACCUGGAGUUUGCCGCAAAGCAGAUCAAGCCGUCGGCCGCCGCCAACAGCACGCCGUCGCCCCAGCCCUCCGGCGGCCACCCGGAGCACCGCGCCAGCAAGCCCCAGCACAGCAAGCUGCCCGGGAAGGAGCCCGGGUCCCGACGGGGCUCAGACGAGCUGUCGGUGGGUCGGUACCGCACCGAGAAGCCCUCCAAGUCUCCGCCCCCUCCCCCGCCACGCCGCAGCUUCCCAUCAUCCCCCGGCCUGACCACCCGCAGCGGGGAGAUGCUCAUCCCUGGCAAGAGCAUCAAGCAGAAGACCGACUCUGAGGAGAGUGAGAGCCAGAAACCCCACGUGAAGCUGAGGAGGGCGGUGUCGGAGAACCAGCGACCGGCCUCCACGCCCCCCACCCUGGCCUCAGGGGACCGGGAGGAGACGGAGGAGGACAAGAUCGCCGCUGAGCUGGAGAACAACUCGGCCGUUGGGAAGCAGCUCCACUCCACGGCGGCAUCCCGGCUCAAACACCUUCAGCAGAACAGCACAGACAAGAGCAAGUCUGGAAGCAAAAGAGAGGAUUUCCUCAAGAGCCAGGGCCAGUUGCAGUGAGAGAUGCAUCCCAGCCUCAGCAUCUUCAGCAUCUUCAGCGCCUGACUGCAGAGAGACUGCGCACAUUCAUCAGCCUUGCUCUUAUCCCCCCCCCCCCCCCUGCCACUCUCAUUUUUUUUACCUUUUUGUCCCUUGGGGGGCCGGUCUUGAACCUCAGAACCUCCCGCUGUCACUCACUCCCCUGUGUAGGUGUGUGUGUGUGUGUGUGUGUGUGUGUGUGUGUGUGUGUGUGUGUGUGUGUGUGUGUGUGUGUGUGUGUGUGUGUGUGUGUGUGUGUUGGUGCGUGCGUGCGUCAGCUUACGUCUGCAUGUUACAUUUCGCUGUGCUCUGAUAGAAGAGCGAGAGAAGAGAAGAGUUUGUGUGUGGGGGGGGGGGGGGGGGGGGGGGGGCUGGGAUUUGAUACUACCAGUUCAUCGCUGGCAUUAAAGAAGACACCACUUUGAGUUGACCACUCCUGUAUGUACGCCCUCCCCCCCCCCCCCCCCCCACCUCACACUCCGGCACUCGCCCCGUUCCUUCCUCCGCUCCCGAAGGCCUCGGAGACCACCGUGGAAGCCCACCUGGCCGGGCGACUCGCGGGCUCCUUCUCUGAGCGCCUGCCCUUCGGACGGGUGGUCCUCCCGCCCGCCCUGAGGAGGGGCUCCCAGGAGCCCGCGCUGUCCCAGCUCACGGCCACGUCCAGCCAGGCCAGGGCGCUGCUGGCGAGCCUGUCCGCCAACGGCCUGAGUGCGGAGGCUCUGCUCCUCUCCUCGGCCCUCCGCCAUCACCGCCGCCUGCUCAUGGAGAAGGCGGCCGCCUCCUCCUCCUCCGUAUCCACCUCCUCCUCCUCCGUAUCCACCUCCUCCUCCUCUUCCUCCCCACCUACCCCUGCUCUGCCAGCGGCCGCCUCCUCCUCCUCCUCUUCCUCGUCCUCCUCCACGCCCACUGUGCCGUCCACGUCCCCCAGCUCCUCCACCUCCGCCUCCUCCUCCAGCCCCCCCUCCAGCCCACCCUCCCUCUCCUCCCUGGGGGGGGAGGAGAGCAGCUGCAGCAGCAGCAGCAGCAGGGGAGCAGACAGCUCUGCCCCCCCCCGGCUCCAGGGAGCAACAGGAGAGCCAGUUCCACCACAGGGAGCUGGAGGGUGCGAGGAGUCGAUGAAGAUAAGAAGAAUGCACGUUUGAAGCACCAACUCUUGGCAGAUGUGAGGGAAAUCCAAUCACAGAUAAUGGAGUCAAUGGAGAUUUAGUGACGCACAAUUAAUGUUUGGUGGGGGGUAGGGGGUGGGGGGUGGGGGGGGACUAUUGAAAGCCUUACUUCAUGUUGAACUCCAAAGACCGUUUGGACAUUUGUUUCGUACCCCAGUUUUUUUUUCAUCCCACCAUGCUGGUAGAUCUGAUUCAAUGAGAAAACUCCAUCUUUACGUGUUUGUCCUACUGAUCUCCUUCUUGGCUGUUUCUAUUGGUCGGCGGAUCUGCCACACAAUCGUACUGCCAGUUUGACCACCCAGAAAGCACACAAAUCGGCACAAAGCUCCCGCCCUAGGCUACUCCCAUUUGAUGGAUUCUGGAUGCUCACAGCAGGGAUUGCCGGAAUAGUCCUAAAUGCACUUUUGGCCUUUGCUUCAAUUGCCAUAACUCGCUCCCUCUCGCUCAAUGGAUUGUUAGUGGACUAGCUGUACUAUCUAAGCUGUAACUUGUAUCAUAGACUAUAGAGUUGCAAUAAUCAACGAGUGAAUACCGUAAUUGUAUGUUGUACCAGAAUAUCAAUAUCAAUUUAAUUUAUAUGAUGAAACGCCUCGCCUAACGUGAGCCUGCUCAGAAAAACAAAACAAAGUAAAAAAAAAAAAAAGUGCAUAAUAAUAAUAACAAUGAUAAUUGAAGUGGUUGUGUUCAAGCUGUUUUGUGGUGAAAAGGGUCUAAGGGGUGUUCUCGCAUCUCCUGCUCUGAACUCUGGAUCGGUGCUGGGUGUCGGGUCCUCCAUGUUUGUACACACGGCUGUGUUAAAGCGUUUACAUGACCUCUGCUUUAUCUCCACUGUCUAGUGAGCUCGCUGGGGUAAAUCGGAUCAGUUUGUCAAUUCAUCACUGCGUUGAUCAUAUCUCCAUUGCACUCUCUGUCCAUUUCUCCCUGCAAAGCGAGGCCGCAGCAUCAGAAGAUUCCCUCUGAAAAAGGGUUGAUGUUGAGGUAUUUUCCUUCCUAAGGAGUUUAAAAUCAAAAGUGGUCUGUUUUCAGAAUCAAAUUACUUUUUCUUUUUUUUUGAAAGAGCAUGUUUGUAUCCACUGGUAAUAUAAUAGCACAGGUUUCUAUAUUAUACAAAGCACUUGAAAAGUGAAUAGGUGUAAUCCUAUUUAUCCGAUGACAGAAGAAGUCGACAAAUGUAGAAUUGCUGUACAUUUGUAUUAAUAGGGAUUUUAUGACAAUCAGGAUUCCCCUCACUCAUGCAGGUUUUGGUCUACCCUGCCAUUCGAAACAGCAGAAUCCCCACAAAACAUCACAAAGUAUUAGCACACAUUGGUGACCCACACGUACACCUCACUAUUCUGAAAAUACGAUCUUCGAUUUUUCCCAAUUGAUGUCAAGUAGUCUAGUCCAGUCAAAAACAAACGUACGAUAGAGAUAUGUACUGCCACAUUGGUAUGGUAGCACGGAAUUAAGCACAAAGUGAUGCAUUUUUAAUGGCCUCCCUUGACUGAAGUUGGUCUUACAUAUUGCUGAAGAUAGUUACGUAUAAAAUGUUAUGUCCCCUAAAAUAGAAACUCUUUAUCCCAUUUAACUAAUUUAUGAAUCUAGUCUUAAACAAUACGCACAACGCUACUGCAAUGAAGUCGACACAUAAAAUAAAGCACACAUUUACAACUCUUCAUUAACGUGUACCUAGUAUAAGCUGAUAAUAGAGUGAUAUGUCGUUACACUUAAAGCUCUCUGAAAUGUGCGAACUAAACUUGCAGUAAAAAGCCUGUCAGUGUUCAGGCUCGAUUUUUUUUUUUUACUCGAGACAAGAAAGUCGGGCCUGUAUUGAACACCGAAAGAACAGGAAAAUAGACAUUGUUUGAGAGCGAGUACGAAGGCGGGUUCCAAGAACGAGGCAGACUUUCGACUCGCCUCUAAACGGAUGGUCUUCACAUAAACAAGAGGAGAGGGAGUUCAAGGUUGUGGGAUGGUUUCAGAACAGUUUCAGAACAGUGUUUCUUUUCUCCACCCCACCUGUUUCACUCCACCCUCGUUUUGGUUGGUUGAAUUACCGCUCGACCAAAGGUCUUUCUAGGACAGCUGUUGACAGUUCUCCCUUGUAUGAAUCUACGUGGGCAAUGUGCACCCCUGAACCAGACCGGUCUUCGUCUAUGAGACCCUGUGCUUUGAACCAUAGCCUUUAUUGCAUCUUUUCAAGCAUUCCUUCUCUCAUAAGCCUUCUCCUACAGACCUAAUACCUAAUCAGUAUUAGAUCAACGGAUACACUGACAAUAUAACCUGAUUCAAAUCCAAAGACUGGAAAUGGGCACCAAGUGUUCACAUCACAACUUAAGGAGUCAUUCUAACGUGAAGCAGGCUUCAGACAUUGACAUUGUCCAGGGGCACGCACACAGUUUACAAAAAAUAUUAUACAAAUAUAUAAAUAUAUAUACAUAAAGCGGCAAGGCUCACAGCACAGCAAUGCCCUGUAGUUAUGUCCAGAUCAGCCUUGCCUUUCCGGUUGAGUGGAACCAAAUGAAAUGAAAUUCACUUACUCGUGUUUUCCCACACUCCACACUCCACUCCCAGAAUCCACAGUUUGGCACAUUUAUGUUCUGGAGGGGUGGGGGGGAGCGAGCGAUGGAUAGGGGAAAGGGACUUUGUUUUUGUUUUUGUUUAAGCUCGACUACUUUUCGCUAAAUAUAGUCCAAGAUGAACCUCUCCUCGCUCCUCUCCUCCCCACUCUCCUCCUCUCUCCUCUCUCUUCUCUCUGCUUUGCAUAAAAGUGCUCUCUGGGAUAAUGUUUGAGUUUGGCUUGUGUGUCCCGGGCUGUGCUAGCGCCAUGGCUGCAGGCUCACCAGAGUGUGUUUUGAAGAUGCCGACACCCCCUCCCCCCGCUGGCAAUCGGAAACUCCUCCUCACUAAAAACUUGAAAUGAACAGCGACGCAAUGCAGAAAAUGACACAUAAAUAUAUCUAGAGUGAGGUUGUUUGUUUAUGAUCCUAUUAUAGUUGUGGCGGAAAAAAGUAAAAUAAAAAUGUGAUAUACAUACAUAGACCUAGGUUGAAAUAUAUAAUGUCAAAUGUCCUCAUCUUUUGAGUUUUAUAUAUAUAUUAGUGGCCGUUCUUUGUACAGAUACUUUCUUUUUUUAUGUCAUCAAGAGAAGAUAACACAUUUCACAUGGGUGGUCUGUUUAUUCAUACACAAGACAUAUUUUAUAAAUGUAUGAUUUAAAUAUAUGAUCUGUAUAGACAAUACAUACUCUCUGUAAUAUACGUACAUACUUCCUCACUUCUUUUUUUACUUUAACUUUAGCCCUUUAUUAGCCAGUAGCCCAGUUUCAUUUCCCUCCAUCGCUGAAUGCCCUCCGCAACCGCUCUCCGACUCUGAACAAUGGUCGAGCAUCACAGCGUUGCUCCAUGAAGACACAGCAGGCUUACCAAGCAGGAACCAAACCUGUGCUAUGGGGGCUUUCCUUCCUGCUGCAUGGUUUUUGUUUUUUGAGACGAGAGGGGAAUUCAUUCCUCUCUCUAUCGUUUUCAUUUUGUAUUUGACUCACUCCUAUAACGGAAAUCUUGGUGGUUCAAGCUGUAUGCCUGAGGCUAGCCGUGAAACAUGCACACUGUGGAAACUUUAUGGUAGGUAGGAGGUGGGGUUUGAUUCAUUGUGAGAAUCAAGGCCCUCUGAUAGGUUGAUGUAGACUUGUCUGGCUUUAAUUCUCCUCUCUAUUCCAACAAGGUUUUAGAUGGAUGAGGAUGGAUGUGAAGAAUGUAGGUGUUGUUGAUCGACAGUGGGAGCUUACAGAGGGAACCGACUUUUCCCCAGGGUCAAAUGUUGUUAUUCUUUGUGUUCCACAGUGAAUUUACCAACAGGAAGUAACAAGACAACCGACAGGAAGUCCUUUAAACAUAACCCCAGUACAAACAUGGAUUAAGUCAAGGGAAUCGUAUUAAUUUGUAAUGUUCACCCGUUUCUUAAGACCAACCUUACGUAGUAUGUGUAUGAACUUUUUACAUGAGUGUGUGGAUGUUCCAAAAAACUUGGCAUCGGAAAACAUCAGUGAACAACAAAACAAAAUCAAUGUGUACAUAGACCAAGUCAUUCCUAGCAAGCUCAGCAAUGUCUUGUCCAAAAUCAAUUUUUAUUAAUGAAAAAAUAAGACCAUGGGUACUAAAGUAUAUACAAAAACAAUGCAUGUAUAGUCUCAAGCAAUUGCACGGUGCAGUUGAAAAAUGUUGUCUAUGUGUUAUCAAAAAAUAUAUGAGAGAAAAAGUUGGAGAAAAUUAAGAGGUUUUUAAUAUUAAUGGUUCACAGGUGUAGAGAAUGAAACAUUAUUUCGGUGUCUGGGACACAGGCAUGCUCAGUCUAAUGUGUUGAUGAUGAUGACGAUGAUGAGGAAGAUGACGAUGAUUUGAAGAUAAUGACAAAGAUUGUGAAACUUAAGUAAUGCGUGAAUGGAAAGUAUUAGAGCUUCGACGCACCCCAAACUUAAAAAAAAAUCACCAACUGGUGUAACUCUUCCCAUGGAGGGAUUUUCUCCCAUUUUUUGUAGAUUAGUGUGAUAUACGAACAGAAUAAUAUUACCGAAAAUAGAUCUAUCAUAUAAGAAUAUAUAAAAUUUAAAAAGCCUACCGAUACUGGAGAUAACUAAUUUAUCAGUGUGGAUGCCAUGAUGUUCUGUGAGAAACGUGUGUUUUUCUUUCCCUGUGAGAAGGUUGGCAGUGGAACUCUGCCUUCUUUUUGUACAUAAUUUGCUGUGUUUGUGUGUCUUAAUAAAGUGCAGCUCUCUUGUACAGUC
Gadus morhua (Atlantic cod) is the source of this 9413-nucleotide messenger RNA. It is a transcript of the gene srcin1a, whose product is annotated as SRC kinase signaling inhibitor 1a. Gene Ontology annotation, cellular component: postsynaptic density; cytoplasm; actin cytoskeleton. Lineage: Eukaryota; Metazoa; Chordata; Actinopteri; Gadiformes; Gadidae. The record is from RefSeq and is a predicted model, not a curated record. Bases 264 to 3467 code for a protein of 1067 amino acids. Gene Ontology annotation, biological process: regulation of dendritic spine morphogenesis. The transcript has 18 exons.